Microthlaspi erraticum is the source of this 2025-nucleotide messenger RNA. Lineage: Eukaryota; Viridiplantae; Streptophyta; Magnoliopsida; Brassicales; Brassicaceae. The record is from the annotation of a GenBank genome assembly.
AUGGAGGUGGAACGAGCAAAGAAAGACGACGAUCUCAACGCCGCCGCGACGGCAGCAGAUGGAGGAGCCGCGGAAGAAGUCUCCGUCGAGAAAAUCUUCGAAUCGAACGCGGAGGCUCCACCGCCGUGGCAGAAACAGCUCACGAUUAGAGCGAUGGUAGUGAGUUUCAUCCUCUCGAUUCUCUUCACGUUCGUGGUGAUGAAGCUGAAUCUCACCACCGGAAUCAUCCCGUCGCUCAACAUCUCCGCCGGUUUGCUCGGUUUCUUCUUCGUCAAGACGUGGACGAAGAUUCUCAACAAAGCUGGGUUUCUUAAACAGCCGUUUACGAGGCAAGAGAACACCGUUAUUCAGACUUGCGUCGUUGCUUCCUCCGGCAUCGCCUUUAGCGGAGGGUUUGGUAGUUAUCUCUUUGGGAUGAGUGAUGUUGUUGCUAAACAAUCAGCUGAAGCCAAUACUCCUCUCAACAUAAAGAAUCCUCAUUUGGGUACCUUUUCACCUAACUCCUCAGUUAACUUCAAAUUGACAUAUCCUAGUGGUACUGCAACUGCUCAUCUCAUCAACAGCUUCCACACACCUCAAGGUGCCAAACUCGCAAAGAAGCAAGUCAGAGCAUUGGGGAAAUUCUUCUCAUUCAGUUUCUUAUGGGGUUUCUUUCAAUGGUUCUUCACUUCUGGUGACGACUGUGGUUUUGCUAGCUUUCCUACAUUUGGUCUCAAAGCCUACAAAAACAAGUUCUACUUUGACUUCUCGGCUACAUACGUUGGUGUUGGAAUGAUAUGUCCUUAUCUAAUCAAUGUCUCGCUUCUCGUCGGAUCAAUACUCUCUUGGGGCAUCAUGUGGCCUCUCAUCGAUGCCCAAAAAGGCAAAUGGUACUCUGCUGAUCUUAAGUCUACUAGUCUCCACGGCCUUCAAGGCUACAAGGUGUUUAUAGCCAUAGCUAUGAUCCUCGGUGACGGUCUCUACAACUUCAUCAAAGUCCUAGGCCGAACCGUCGUCGGUCUAUACACGCAAUUCAAGAACAGAGACGUUCUUCCGGUUAACGACCGUUCAUCACCAACAACCACCGCAACCAUAUCUUACGACGACAAGCGAAGAACAGAGCUUUUCCUCAAAGACAGAAUCCCAUCGUGGAUGGCUAUUUCCGGUUACGUGAUCAUGGCCAUAGUCUCGAUCAUCACCGUCCCACACAUCUUCCCUCAGCUCAAAUGGUACCACAUCUUGACAAUGUACAUCAUCGCACCUGUUUUAGCGUUUUGUAACGCCUACGGUUGCGGUCUCACCGACUGGUCUUUAGCUUCAACGUACGGCAAACUCGCCAUCUUCACCAUCGGCGCUUGGGCCGGCGCGGCCAACGGUGGCGUCUUAGCCGGACUCGCUGCUUGUGGUGUGAUGAUGAACAUUGUCUCUACGGCUUCUGAUCUCAUGCAAGAUUUCAAAACCGGUUACAUGACGUUAGCUUCACCGAGGUCAAUGUUCUUGAGCCAAGCGAUUGGUACAGCUAUGGGCUGCGUCAUAUCUCCAUGCGUCUUCUGGCUGUUCUACAAAGCCUUCCCCGAUUUCGGUCAGACCGGGACGGCUUAUCCCGCGCCUUACGCGUUGGUGUACCGAAACAUGUCGAUUCUCGGUGUAGAAGGCUUCUCUGCUCUGCCUAAACACUGUUUAAUGCUCUGCUACGUGUUCUUCGCCGCGGCGGUGUUUGUCAACGGCGUGCGGGAUCUCGUGGGGCCGAAGUGGGCGAGGUUUAUCCCGUUGCCGAUGGCUAUGGCGAUACCGUUUUACAUUGGAGGUUACUUCACGAUCGAUAUGUGUGUGGGAAGUCUGAUUCUGUUCAUAUGGAGGAAGCUUAAUAAGCCGAAAGCUGAUGCUUAUUCUUCGGCUGUUGCUUCUGGUUUGAUUUGUGGUGAAGGGAUUUGGACGUUGCCAAGCUCUAUACUUGCUUUGGCUGGUGUUAAGCCUCCUAUUUGCAUGAAGUUCUUGUCUGGAGCUACCAAUGCUAAGGUUGAUUCUUUCUUAAACCCUUCUUAA